CACCCAAGUCCUCUGAACUCCUCCCAUUCUCUCUCUCUCUCUCUCUCUCUCUCUCUCGGUAAUGGCCAAACCACCAUAUCCAUCUCUCCCUCCAUUCCUUUCAAGAAGAACCCUUUCUUGGUUUCUUCUAAUUGCCUUCCUGUGCUCUCUUUCCUACUUGAUUGGUUCCUACCAAAACUCAAAAUCUCUCUCCCAAACAACCCAACUCUCAAAUCCCAAUUGCCUCCAACUCAACCUCUCCACCCCUCAAAACCCAUCAUCAUUCCCAUUAGAUUUUCAGCCCCACCACCCUGCCUCCCUACCUACAAUCCCUGCCGCCGGUCUCCAACCAAUAGAAUUCUGCCCGAAGAACUUCACCGACUACUGCCCAUGUCAAGACCCAGUUCGAGAGAGGCAGUUCGACAUGUCGACUAUGCUCCACAGAGAGCGGCAUUGCCCCAAUACUGAUGAGCGGCGGAGAUGCUUGAUUCCGAGGCCGGACGGGUAUCGGACCCCGUUCUCGUGGCCGAAGAGCAGGGAAUUCGCUUGGUUUGCAAAUGUGCCGUACAAGAGGCUGACAGAGAGCAAGAAGAAGCAGAAUUGGGUGAGACUGGAGGGUGACCGGUUGGUCUUUCCUGGUGGUGGGACAUCGUUUCCGACAGGUGUGAAGGGUUACAUCGAUGAGAUCGGGCGGGUUGUGCCACUAAAGACAGGGGAAGUGCGGACAGUUCUUGACAUUGGUUGUGGGGUUGCGAGCUUUGGUGCCUAUCUAAUGGAUUUUGGCAUCUUGACAAUGUCCAUUGCACCAAGAGAUAUACAUGAAGCUCAAGUACAGUUUGCCCUGGAACGUGGACUGCCAGCAAUGUUAGGGAUACUAAGCACCUACAGGCUACCAUAUCCAUCAAGGUCUUUUGAUAUGGCUCAUUGUUCACGAUGCCUUGUCCAGUGGGCUGGUUAUGGUGGAUUAUAUCUGAUGGAAAUUGAUCGGGUUCUGCGGCCUGGUGCCUACUGGGUUUUGUCUGGCCCGCCCAUUAAUUGGAGAAACAACUACAAAGGUUGGCAGAGACAGACUAAAGACUUGGAACAAGAGCAGGCCAGCAUAGAGGAUCUGGCAAGGCGGCUGUGCUGGAAGAAAAUUGCAGAGAGGGGCGCAUUUGCAGUGUGGCAAAAGCCUACGAAUCAUAUUCAUUGUAUUCGGAAAUCAAAGAUUCUGGCAUCUCCUCCCUUCUGCACAGCAACUGAUCCCGAUGCUGCUUGGUACAAGAAGAUGGAGAUGUGCAUUACUCCUCUGCCAGAGGUGAAAUCCAUCAAGGAAAUGGCUGGAGGGUCUCUCAUGAAAUGGCCUAAAAGAUUGAAUGCUGCUCCACCAAGGACCUUUGGUGGGAAUGUAGAAGGGAUCACAGUCAAGAUCUUCAGUCAAGAUAAUCAACUAUGGACUCGGAGAGUGUUGCACUAUGCGCGUGUUCUGAGUUUCAUCACUGUGGGUAAAUACAGAAAUGUUAUGGACAUGAAUGCUGGAUUAGGGGGUUUUGCCUCAGCACUGUCCAAAUAUCCUGUUUGGGUUAUGAAUGUGGUCCCUUCGGAUACAAAGAACAACACUCUCGGCUUCAUCUAUGAGCGUGGACUCAUUGGGACAUACAUGGACUGGUGUGAGGCCUUCUCAACAUAUCCCCGCACGUAUGAUCUUAUACAUGCCAGUCGGGUACUUAGCAUGUACAUAGACAAGUGCGAUAUUCUUGACAUUCUCCUUGAAAUGGACCGUAUUCUUCGCCCCGAAGGGGCUGUUAUCAUUCGAGAUCAUGUCGACGUUGUCGUAAAAGCAAAGGGCGUCGCUGACCAAUUGAGAUGGCACAGCUGGAUUUCUCACAGCGAAAAUGGGCCACAUCAUCCAGAGAAGAUUCUUUUUGUUGACAAUUCCAUAAAGGUAAAUGCAAAAGAAGGUACAAGGAAAUAACAUGUUAAUCAACUUUGGCCCCUAAUACAUAUAUGAAAUGGAGUGGAUAUUCCUGCCAUUUGUUUCUGUUCUUUUUCCGACAUUUACUAAGGAGGUAUUAUAUGCUUGGCUUGAAA
Molecule: messenger RNA, 2049 nt
Organism: Magnolia sinica
Lineage: Eukaryota; Viridiplantae; Streptophyta; Magnoliopsida; Magnoliales; Magnoliaceae
Product: probable methyltransferase PMT19
Exons: 6
Coding region: 62-1933 (623 amino acids)
Cellular component (GO): cytoplasm; trans-Golgi network; endosome
Molecular function (GO): methyltransferase activity
Source: RefSeq, a predicted model, not a curated record